AUGCCCCUUCCACAAAUUUGUAGUACAAUCUUGUAUUUCAUUUUCCUGCUUCGUUUACCAGCAAUAUGUGGUGGUCCAGUUGCCAAACCAGGAUGCCGAAAUAUGUGCAGGAAUUUGGCCAUUUCAUAUCCAUUUGGAAUCGGGUCGAAUUGCUCGCUCGACCCGUCCUUUACCAUUAGCUGCAACACUUCCACAGAGCCUCACAAGGCGUACCUUUCCAUCAUUGAUAAACAAUUGACUGAAAUAAACGAGACCUAUAUUCGGGUCAAGUAUCCGAACCUGGUUUCCGUUUGCUAUGAGUCUGAAGGUGAUUUGCAUAAAGAUAGUAGUGUGAGUGUGAACUUGACAGGGACUUUGUAUUCUCUGUCCAUGUACACAAACAGGCUCACAGCCAUAGGAUGCGACGAUGCUGUGCUGCAGUCCAAUGGAACUUACAACAACGGGGGCUGCUCAGCGUUUUGCGAGGACCACAACGCUAAAACGGGGUACUGUCCGUUUGAUCCUACUUCCAUCGGUAGUGGUUGUUGCCAGGCUCAAAUCGUCGGAGAUACAGGUUUAGUGGGAGCAGAAUUAAUAGACUUGAGCAGGAAAGUGCAACGUAGGAAGCUUUUCCCAUGCAGCUACGCCUUUAUCCAGGAGGCUGACAAUUGGGCAUCGGCAACAAGUCCACCAGUGGUGCGGCUGGACUGGAUUGCUGGGGUUGAGAACUGCAGCCGAGCAAAGCUAAAUCCUACUACUUACGCAUGUCGAGAUGAUAGGAGUUUAUGCGUUGAUGUUGCUAACGUCAGUAGAGGAUACAGGUGCAGCUGCGUGCAAGGAUAUGAGGGCAAUCCUUACCUUCCUGGAGGCUGUCAAACAAUUGCAUUUCCCAGUUCAAUUGCAAGAAAUGGGUGCCAGGAUCAGUGUGGGAAACUGUCAAUUCCAUUUCCAUUCGGAAUAGGGCCGAAUUGCUCUUUGGAUCCAUCCUUUGAAGUAGAUUGCGAUACCUCCGCGAACCCUCCCAAAGCUUACCUCUCUAUUCUCAAGAAAGAAAUCACCCACUUAAAUUUAUCACAGGUUCGGGUGGACUAUCCAACACUUGGUUAUGCUUGCUACAAUAGGUCGGAUCCUCAGCAGAGAAUCAUUAAGACGGAAGAGCAAAGCUUGAGGAUUGACUUGUCAAAAACUCAACUCACGUUGUCGGAAGAUAGUUGGAUUUCCGUGAUCGGGUGUGAUGAUAUAAUGGUGGGUAUGACUCGACAUGUCAAUCGAACUUCUGUUGGCAGUACAUGUGCAGCUGUUUGCAAGGAUAACCAAAUUGCUAACGAUUAUUACGCAUAUUGUCCGACUAAGAGGGCUGAGUACUGGCCUGGCAAUGGCUGCUGUAGGGCACCCAUUCCCAAAGGAACCUCCUACCUGGAAGCCAAUUUGAGCGAGUUGAGUGGCCGAUGGCCGCGAACCAAUUUCUAUUGUAGUUACGCCUUCCUUGGAACCAAGGAUGACUAUUAUGAAGCAACAUACCCCAUUUUGAAUAACUCAACACAGAUUCUAUCUAAUGAUCCACACAUAAAUUACCGACACACGAUAGUUUCACUGGACUGGAGGAUUGGUGCCGUAAAUUGCAAAGAUGCGCGAUUGAAUCCGACUGAUUAUGCGUGUCAGAAUAACACUAAGUGCAUUGAUUUUGAUGAUACAGUUAGAGGCUACCUCUGCAACUGCUCCGAAGGAUACCAAGGCAACUCUUACCUUAGCCCAGGAUGCAAAGAUAUUGAUGAAUGCGCUGAUAGUACAACUAAUGCAUGCGUUUCAAAUUCAAUGUGUAUCAAUGUUGUUGGAUCUUAUCACUGCUCAUGCCCCAAAGGAUAUGUUGGUGAUGGGAAGAAAGAUGGCACCCGCUGUAUUAAGUUGUCGCCAUCCAACACCAAGGCCAUAAUCUUGGCAGGUAUGGGCUCUGGAUUAGGAUUUCUUGUACUCAUCUUAAUUUCCUUUUGGUUGAUUAAAGUAUUGAAAAGGAGAAGGGAAAAAGUGAUUAAGGACAGAUUUUUCAAACGAAAUGGCGGUCUUCUCUUACAACAACAACAAAAAAAUGAAGGCACAAUUCGAAAAACAAAACUUUUCACUGCAGAAGAGUUGGAGAUAGCUACUGAUCACUUUAAUGAAAACCGAAUCCUUGGACAUGGAGGGCAGGGUAUUGUCUAUAAAGGUAUGUUAUCUGAUGGAAAAAUUGUGGCAGUGAAAAAAUCAAAGUUGGUUGAAGAAAAGCAAUUGAAACCGUUCAUAAAUGAGGUCGUUAUAUUGUCACAAACCAAUCACAAGAAUGUGGUCAGUUUGUUGGGUUGUUGCUUGGAAACGGAAGUUCCUUUGCUUGUGUAUGAAUUCAUGCCAAAUGGUAGCCUUUAUAAUCUCAUACAUGAUCCAAAUAAUGAAUUUCCAUUUCCAUGGAACAUGCGUUUGAAAAUCGCAGCUGAUAUAGCAGAAGCAUUGGCCUAUUUACACUCUGCAUCUUCUGUAGCGAUCUAUCACAGAGACAUCAAGUCAAGUAAUCUCCUUUUGGACGAGAAAUAUGUUGUCAAAGUGUCGGACUUUGGAACUUCAAAGCCCAUUUCUGCAGGCCAAACUCACUUAACUACUCUGGUUAAAGGGACGUUCGGAUAUUUAGAUCCAGAGUAUUUUCAUUCGAGUAAAUUCACGGAAAAGAGCGAUGUUUAUAGUUUUGGAGUGGUUCUUGCCGAGCUUCUUACUGGUAAAAUGCCAAUUUCUCUCGAUGAGGAAGAGGAGGAAAGAAGCCUAGCUACUCGGUUUCGUACGUGCAUGGUAAGAAACUGCCUGGACAUGAUUUUGGAUCCUCAAAUUUUGGAGCAAGGUAGAAAGGAAGAGGUGGUUUUAGUGGCUAAACUUGCUCAAAAAUGCUUGAAUUUGAAAGGAAAAAUGAGACCAACUAUGAAAGAAGUGGCUAUUGAAUUGGAAAGUUAUAGGUUAUCUCAAAGGUCUAUUAGAGUUGAAGAUGAAUCUGAAGAUGUGAGAGUCGAAGAUAACACAGAAGAUGUGAGGAUUUUUGAAGACAUUCCUGGAUCAAUUUCAGAAAAUGAUUUCACAUUGCCAGGUAGAUAGUGUGUGUAGCCGUGUUGUAUAAGAAUUUACACAUCUGUUUUAUUUAAUUAUGUUGUCAAACGAA
Salvia hispanica is the source of this 3154-nucleotide messenger RNA. NCBI's taxonomy places the organism in Eukaryota, Viridiplantae, Streptophyta, Magnoliopsida, Lamiales, Lamiaceae. The record is from RefSeq and is a predicted model, not a curated record.